AUGGCUACUUCUUUUAACCUUCCACAACUCAUUGUAUCGCGAGUUAUCCUCGGUCUGGGAACUGGAGGACAGCUAGCCACUGUACCAAUUUGGCAAUCUGAAAUAUCACCGACUACCAAGCGCGGCGCUCAUGUUGGGACUACAGGUGUCUUCGUUUCUAUGGGCCUUACGUUAGCACUGCUCGUGGAUCUUGGCAUGUCGUAUGCCCCAAACAGCGCGAGCUGGCGUCUUCCAGUUGCAUUGCCAAUUAUAUUCUGCUUGGUGGUGAUGAUAUUCACUUCUCACCUGCCCGAGUCACCGCGUUGGUUGCUUCGCCAGGGCCAAGUCUCUGCAGCCCGUGAAGUAUUAGCAGCUCUAAAAGACACCGAAAUCGACGAUGAAGUUGUGGAAAAGGAGAUUUUGGAUGUGGAGUCUUCAUUGGCUAUCGCCGGGAAAGGGUCUCUGGGUCAAGUCUUUCAGAUGGGACAUCAGAGAAUCUUUCAUCGUGCGUCGCUCGCAGUAGGAGGCUUGGUGUUGUUACAAUUGACAGGCGUGAACUCUAUCACGCUCUACAGUACGACUAUUUUUGAAACACACCUGCACCUCGACUCAACUACUUCAAGAAUUUUGGCAGCAAUCUAUCAACUCUCCGGCGUUUUCGGUGGCAUACUCUGCAUCUUUACCAUCGAAGGAUUCGGCCGCCGUUGUUUGAUGAUAUCAAGCGCAUUGCUCAAUACAAUCUUCAUGGUACUGGUGGCUGGGCUCAGUUCUCAGUCUACAAACAAGACUGCCAUGUACGCAGCGGUGGUCUUCAUGUUCCUCUUCCAUUUCAGCAUGGUUGCUGGGGUCGGUGGAAUUCCGUUUCUCUAUGCAUCUGAGAUGGCACCACUCAGUCUGCGUACGACGAUCAAUGGUAUCGGCUCUGGUAUAUGGUGGGGUCUGAGUGUUUUGAUUGCCGAAGUCACACCGAUCGCUUUCAACGCCAUUGGAUGGAAAUAUUUCGUUAUAUUUGCUUGUUUGAACGUUGCCAUGAUACCGAUCAUUUAUCUCUUCUUCCCCGAAACCGCGGGGCUGUCGUUGGAAGAUAUAGAUGAGGUGUUUAUCAUGUCUACUGGGUGCUUCGACCCUGUUAGCGUGGCUAAGCGCUUGCCCAGCAAAUCCAAUGCCCAAUCACAGGGUGAUCAACCCUCAGAGUCUAAGGAGAAUGGUGGAAUCAAAGCCUGA
Messenger RNA from Penicillium paradoxum, 1203 nucleotides. Its product is annotated as Major facilitator superfamily domain general substrate transporter. The coding region runs from base 1 to 1203 and encodes 400 amino acids. The record is from RefSeq and is a predicted model, not a curated record. Gene Ontology annotation, cellular component: membrane. Gene Ontology annotation, molecular function: carbohydrate:proton symporter activity. Gene Ontology annotation, biological process: carbohydrate transport; transmembrane transport. The transcript is spliced from 2 exons. NCBI's taxonomy places the organism in Eukaryota, Fungi, Ascomycota, Eurotiomycetes, Eurotiales, Aspergillaceae.